Messenger RNA from Fulmarus glacialis (Northern fulmar), 4371 nucleotides. Its product is annotated as KIAA0586 ortholog. The coding region runs from base 1 to 4371 and encodes 1456 amino acids. Gene Ontology annotation, cellular component: ciliary basal body; centriole. The record is from RefSeq and is a predicted model, not a curated record. Gene Ontology annotation, biological process: smoothened signaling pathway. The transcript is spliced from 30 exons. Lineage: Eukaryota; Metazoa; Chordata; Aves; Procellariiformes; Procellariidae.
AUGUUUUUAUCACAAAUGGAUUGUCCUAGAGAAGCUGCAGUACAAGAAGAUCCUUCACUGCUACUGGAAGAUAGCAGACGACCUAAAGAUGAUGUUUUUAUUUCUCAAUAUGCUACUGGCCAGAAAGAGGCUUUGAGAGCUGUGUUAAAGCAAAAAACUCAAAAUACUCCUGUACUUAAGGAGGUGAAGGUACAGCUCUUAGGAAAUGCCUCCACAGAAAAAAAGGAAAGUGUUGGUCAAGACACCAGGUCAACACACAAGGAAGUUGAUUCUGCAACAACGAUUGCAGCAGCAACUGCUGCUGCCAUUGCUACGACAGGUCCGCUUCUUAAAGUUCAAAAUGAAUUGGAAGCAAAAGUUAACUCAGUUUCAGCAUUACUUCAGAAACUACAGGAGACAGACAGACAACUGCAGCGUGUUGCUGAACAGCAAACAAAUACAAGGACUCAACAUGAGAAACCCCGCUGUCAUGAAAGAGUCAGUGAGCUUGAAAAACAAAUGAAUGCUUUCAUGGUGCAACGGAUUCAGCAUUUGGAAAAGUUACAGGAGCAACAAAUGAAUAUUCAGUCUCAUCUCAUUAGCUCUGCAGUCAACACGGUUGGCUUACAGCAAAUUCAUGUACCUUCCUCCAAUCUCAUGACAAAACAAUCUGAGAAGCCAGAACAGCGAUUACUUACUAACGAAGUAUCUUCAUGUCAGAGGGGUUUAUUUCCUACCAGUGGUCUACCUGCCCAAGCAUAUUCAAGCCAAUUUCAAAGUUGUGGCAUUCAUACACAAAAAUCUCCUUUAAAGACACCAGUUCCUCGGAGAUAUGCUCCAGAACCUGUAUCAAAAAAUGUGAAUGUCUCAAAAAAUGUGAAAAUCUCAUCUGCAACACAAAAGGAAAAUGUUUACAAAUCCACAUGUGAAGGUGAAGGGAGACUUCUUGAGCAUAUUCUGAAUUCUCAAGAAAUGCCACUGAGGCAAACGGAGUUUUCCGAGAAGGCAACAUUAAACAGUAAUAAAAUGAGCUGGCAUUCUGAAAGAGACAGGCAUACUGCUUUGCGUACAGACUCAUUCCCUGCUUUUGAAAACUCCUUCCAAAAUUGCAGUUCAAUUGAGAAAACGGUGAAAAAAGCAGAUGAUUUACUUCAAGAUCUUGGCCAGUUGAGAAGAGAAAUGCAUGACAUGCUACAGGAAGCAAAUUCAUGGAAAUCAGACAUGAAUGAUCUUAUUAAGUCAAAAAACCCUACUGUUGCAUCUGAUCUUCCUGAACAUCAUCAGCUCAAAAAACCAUCCAUCCUUCAAAAUGUUAAAGUGCCAAAAUCUAUACUGAGGGAUGCUGAAAGGAUUUUGAGAGGAGUUCAAAACAAUAAAAAAGUUCUUGAAGAAAAUUUGGAAGCUGUUACUCACGCAAAAGAUGGGGAUGCCAUGUAUACUUUUAUUAAUGCCUUGACUACAAACAGAGAUGUACUGGAAGAGAUUCGUAUCAGAAAGACUGUGGAUGAGUGGAUUAAGGCAAUCAGUGUAGAAAUCCAGGCCGAAAUGGCAAGAAAUGAUUUGGAACAAGUGAAAUAUGAUAAAAAGAUCUCAUGGAUCAGGAGAGCCCAAAACAUCAAGCCUAUGAAGACCAAUAAAGAAAUUAAAGGAAAAACGCAAAAAAUCCAAGGAUGCUUGACAGAGAAGCCUUUAUCUGCAGCUAAGCCAUUGCAGAAGCAAGCAGAAGAUAACACAAGCAAACACACAACCACAAAGAGGUUUAGAACUUACUUUUCUUCUGAAAGUUUGCAGAGGAAAGAAAAAAGGGCAGCUGCACCUGUGAAUGGAAGUGCAGUGGUACAAAAUGAAGACUAUCUGUGUCAAGUUUAUGGGAAACCAAUUUACCAGGGCCAUCGUAGCACGCUUAAAAAAGCACCGUAUCUGAGAUUCAACUCUCCCUCUCCCAAAUCUAAACUUCAAAGACCCAAGGUGAUAGAGUGUGUUAGAGGUACAAAGGUAAAGUCAGCAAGAACACAGACUUCUCGCACACAGAAGGUAGUAACCAGCCCUAGGAAACAGCACCCUUUAUAUGCACUUACCCAAGAAAAUCAGUAUCUCUUUAGUCCAAGUCGAGAUGUACCUGCAGUCUGCGGUCCACUUGAAGGUCACCUAAUUCCUAUGGCUAUUCCACUAGGUCAAACCCAAAUUAGCGACAUCUCACUGCAGCCUGCUGGAUUAGUUAUAGGUAAACCGCACCCUGUUACAGUUACAACCUCUCUUCCUCAAGUGCCGCCAAAACAACCGGUUGAGGUAAAAAACCCAAACAUAGCUGUAAUAGAGAUGAGAUCAGAGAAGAAGGAUCCACCUCAACUGUCUGUGCAGGUGUUACCAAAUGUAGAUAUUGACAGUGUUUCGAGUGACAGUAUGAGUGUAAACCACGUUCUUCCAGGCUCCGAACCUGCACUUCCUCCUGUCGAUGCUGUAAUACAGACUCCAGAAGAUAUACAUAGUGAGGAGGAAGACACAAAGUUUCCGGGAACUAAUUUCAUUGAUGUUACUGAUGUCAUGCAGGAUCAGGAAGAGGAGAAAGAUGAAAUUCCAGAAUUCUUUGAGCCUCUUCUGGAGCUUAAUGGACAGUUUAAAGUUGCCUCACCAAAAUACAACGGUCCUUUGUUUCCUCCAGUGGCUUCUGCUCCUCAGCAGUCUUCUGAUGUUUUGGAUGAACUGAUUCAAAGGAGAGAGACUGUAGAAAACAGGUUGAUAAAUUGGGUGGAACAAGAAAUAAUGGCAAAAAUUAUCAGUGGGAUGUACCCAAUUCAGGAAGAAACAGUGCCCAGUGUUAGCACCUCAGGGAGUGAAGACAGUGAGACUGUAACCUCUGACAUUGUUGAAGUUGCAGGUGGUGGAGGAUUUCAGCUCUUUGUCAAUGCUGGCGUGCCUGUGGACUCGGAAAUGAUAAGUCAUUUUGUAAAUGAAGCUCUCAGUGAGACAAUUGCAACCGUGCUGGGUAACAAGCAAGCUCAGGAAGCAGUUCCUGCUACAAAUGUUCUUCCAAGUACAACGAUUAUGAUGGAGUCUCUCGUGCCUACUCCAUUGCCAACACCCCAGGCCACACCACCACAAACACCACCUUCAGAAAAAGAAUUGCCUCCAGUCAAAACUCCAGAGUCUUCUCUGUCUCUUACAGAAAUGAGUGGGGAUGUUCGUGAACAUGAAAAAAUUAAAGAAACAGGAGUUGAGAUUCCAGCUGCCACUAGUCGUGUUGGCACACCUGUGGUUACCCCUGUCAAUACGCCUCCUAGAACAGCCACACCAAGCCCUCCUGCCUCAGAAGGUGUCUCCGAAGCUGCAAAAAUGGAAAGUCCAAAGCCUCCAAACCCAUGGGAUGAUGCAGAACUUCCUCUGGAAGAAGAGAAACCCAGUCCUUUAACUGAAGAACCAUUCCCUCCCAAGGCUGUUGAGAUGUCAGUGGCUAAUGAUGAGGAACCAGAGGCCUUGAUUUUACCAUCUCAGCAGCCGUCAGCGAGGCCCUUCGAAUCGCUUCCUUGCAAUCCACAGGUUCCCUCCCCUGUGUCUACAGUCAGUUCUGGGCAGUCCACGCAGGAAAGCAGCCUUACCCUCACAGAAACAGAAACAGAAACUGCAGACAGACCCAUCUCAGAAGGGGAGGUACUCUUCAGCUAUGGACAGAUGCUGGCUGCAAGAGCAUUAGCAGAAGGAGGACUGUCUCUUCCAAACCUCUCUGAGAGCUUAACGAGUACUUUACGAGACGCCAAUGAAAUGGAUUAUGAUCCUCCCAGUGAAGGGCAAGUGGUGAGAAGACCGGAUAAAGGCUAUCACAGGGAUCCUGUCCUGACUCUUUUAGCCAAGUUAAAUCAAGGACCUGUUGCUGCACAAGAAGGAAUGUACCAUUUGGAGGAUUCCGAUGAUAGUGUUGGGGAGCUCAGUGAAGGUCAAAGACCGAGGCUGACCAGAGCAGCAGAGAGAAUCUUAAUGGGACAUUCAGUUUAUAUGGACCAUCCAACUGCUCGGAUUUCUGAGAACGGAUCACACCAGGGUUUCCGUUCUCCGUCGCCAGGGCAACUUGCCCAAAUUGGAGCAGAAAUUCUUGGAGAUGUAGAUACAAGUCGUGGUCCAAUGCUUAUGGCUGAACUGGAAUUGCAACCAGUUUCAAAUCCUGUUCUGCAAGCAGCCCAACCAAGCUGCAGAGUGACAUCUCUCUCAGAGGAUCUGUCCCAGGAGGAAAGCCGAGGAGCUGCACAAUUUGAGACUGUGAGACCCCGAGUUAUUCAUGUGAGAAGGAAGUCUGAAGAGAUGCAACAAGAAGGACGCUACGUAUUAUCUAUGCAUAACCAUGCUAUUUUUGGAGAUUACUUAACAGCGUUUGUUAAAAGCGUUAAGGAUGUUGCAUGA